Messenger RNA from Vicugna pacos (alpaca), 2341 nucleotides. It is a transcript of the gene XKR7, whose product is annotated as XK related 7. Lineage: Eukaryota; Metazoa; Chordata; Mammalia; Artiodactyla; Camelidae. Gene Ontology annotation, biological process: phosphatidylserine exposure on apoptotic cell surface; apoptotic process involved in development; engulfment of apoptotic cell. The record is from RefSeq and is a predicted model, not a curated record. Gene Ontology annotation, cellular component: plasma membrane.
AGCACCAAGGACAGCGGUGUCGGCGGGCCCGUCAUCAGCACCAAGGACAGCGCCGUCGCCUCCGGACAAGAAGGCAGCCCGGAGCUGGGCCCCCAGCCCGUGCCCUCCUCGGCCAGCGCCUUCCGCCGCCGCUGCUGCCGCCUCUGCGUCUGGCUACUGCAGACCCUCGUCCACCUCCUGCAGCUCGGUCAGGUCUGGAGGUACCUGCGCGCCAUGUACCUGGGGCUGCAGAGUCGCUGGCGUGGGGAACGGCUGCGGCGCCACUUCUACUGGCAGAUGCUGUUUGAGAGCGCAGACGUGAGCAUGCUGCGCCUGCUGGAGACCUUCCUGCGCAGCGCGCCGCAGCUGGUGCUGCAGCUCAGCUUCCUGGUGCAACGCGGCGGUGUGCCGGACCUGCUGCCCGCCCUCUCCACCUCGGCUUCACUCGUGUCCCUGGCCUGGACGCUGGCCUCCUACCAGAAGGUGCUGCGGGACUCACGGGACGACAAGCGGCCUCUGUCCUACAAGGGUGCUGUGGCCCAGGUGCUGUGGCACCUGUUCACCAUCGCGGCUCGCAGUUUGGCCUUUGCACUCUUUGCCAGCGUCUACAAGCUCUACUUUGGCAUCUUCAUCGUGGCCCACUGGUGCGUCAUGACCUUCUGGGUUAUCCAGGGUGAGACGGACUUCUGCAUGUCCAAGUGGGAAGAGAUCAUCUACAACAUGGUGGUCGGCAUCAUCUACAUCUUCUGCUGGUUCAACGUCAAGGAGGGCCGCAGCCGCCGCCGCAUGACCCUCUACUACUGCAUCGUCCUGCUGGAGAACGCCGCGCUCACCGGCUUCUGGUACAGCAGCCACAACUUCUCCACCGACUUCCACUCGCUCAUUCUGGUCUGCGUGGUGGCCUCCAGCUUCGCGCUGGGCAUAUUCUUCAUGUGUGUCUACUACUGCCUCCUGCACCCCAACGGACCCAUGCUGGGUCCCCAGACGCCUGGCUGCAUCUGCCGUGAGGCUCCAGGGCCCUGUGGCCCACCAGCAGAUGCUGUCACAAGUCCCCCAAGGUCCCUGCCCAGGACUACAGGCACUGAGCGGGAUGGGGUCUCAGCGGGAGGCGAGCGUGCGGGGACUCCCACACCGCCUGUCUUCCAGGUGCGGCCUGGCUUGCCUCCUACACCCGUGGCCCGCACCUUGCGGACAGAGGGGCCCGUCAUUCGGAUUGACCUGCCUCGUAAGAAGUAUCCUGCAUGGGAUGCUCAUUUCAUUGACCGACGGCUCCGGAAGACCAUUCUGGCGCUGGAGUACUCCUCGCCCACAACGCCCCGGUUGCAGUACCGAAGCAUCGGGACCUCCCAGGAGCUGCUGGAGUAUGAGACCACAGUGUAGGCCAGUCUCCCCCCAAGAAGGGAUGAGUUUUGGCUGACCCCACAUCGACCACAGUGUUGAGCCCAGAAUUUCAGGGCCACUGGGCUAGGGGGGAAUGGAUCUGUGGGUCCAAGAGGAGAGUGGCCCCACCACUGGGUUCUUUCAUGGGAGGAGGCAGCCUUGUGGAGGCCCCAGCCCUUGGCCCUGUUUUCAGCCCUGUGGCCCAUUUCCUAAACUCCCCUGAACCGGGGCCCAGGGAACCAACUGGUGCUAUGCUCCUGGUGAGCUGUCCCACCUUCAUGGAGGCCUCUGUAUCAUGGCUGGUGCCAGGGACCCCAUACCCUCCCCCCUGCCAGGAGUUGCUCAACUGGUGGACCCACCAGAGAAGGGGGUCCAUGACCUAGGCCCUGUGCUCAUCAGGGGGUAUGGGGGUGUGGGAGGAGAUCUCUGAGAAGGAUGGAGGAGGCCAUGGAAGAUGUGGGGUGAAGUGGGAACAUCUGGUGGACAAAGUUGCUCCAGUUCCUAUGGGGUCUGAGUUCUGGAGCCUGGGCAGGAGGGGAAUUAAAGGAGGGAGUUGGGGUUGGGUGGGGAGUUGGGGUGGGGAGGGUUGACAGUGUUGGAGCUGGACAAGAGGAAGAACCCUGAGACACCUGAGGGGUCCAGGCUGGCAGAAGCUAGAAAGGGAGGCAGAUGUAGGGGAGGGGAACCUUGAUCCGGAGCAUAGAGAAUGUUCCUCAGGAAACACCCUUUGUUGUGGGCUCUCUUAUGGAUGGGGUCCCAGACACCUCAGGUGAAAUGUUUCAAGGAGCCAUUCUUUGUUCUAGUGAGCAUCUAGAACAUUUCUUCUAGAUAAAGGUCUGGAACACAACUGUCUAGAAAGAUACUCUGGGCUCAGUUGUAGAUGAGGUUCUGGCAUAUGUAGCAGAGGAACUGUUCUAGAGGGACAGUCUUAGUUCUAGAUUAAAUUCUGGGACACAUAGCUGAUAGUGUCCUAGGGAGUCAC